This is a messenger RNA of Urocitellus parryii (Arctic ground squirrel), 2607 nucleotides long. It is a transcript of the gene Nasp, whose product is annotated as nuclear autoantigenic sperm protein. The record is from RefSeq and is a predicted model, not a curated record. Gene Ontology annotation, molecular function: histone binding. Gene Ontology annotation, cellular component: nucleoplasm. Gene Ontology annotation, biological process: CENP-A containing chromatin assembly; DNA replication-dependent chromatin assembly. NCBI's taxonomy places the organism in Eukaryota, Metazoa, Chordata, Mammalia, Rodentia, Sciuridae.
GCCGUUACUGCURGACCCGUGCUCAGCUCUUGCGUGUUUAUCCGUUAAGAUUGAGAGGACGGAGAGACACUCUCAGUCGCUUUCUCGGGUUCCAUUCCGCUCACAGGUCCACCACUUGAGGGGAACGAUGGCCACAGAGUCCACAGCCACUGCUGCCAUCGCCGCGGAACUGGUUUCCGCCGACAAAAUUGAAGAUGCUCCAGCUCCUUCUACCUCUGCAGAUAAAGUAAAAAGCCUGGAUGUGGAUAGUGAAGCUAAAAGACUAUUGGGAUUAGGACAGAAACAUCUAGUGAUGGGGGAUAUUCCAGCAGCUGUCAAUGCAUUCCAGGAAGCAGCUAGUCUUUUAGGUAAGAAGUAUGGAGAAACUGCUAAUGAAUGUGGAGAAGCCUUCUUUUUCUAUGGAAAAUCACUAUUGGAAUUAGCAAGAAUGGAGAAUGGUGUGUUGGGAAAUGCCUUGGAAGGUGUGCAUGUGGAAGAAGAAGAAGGAGAAAAAACAGAAGAUGAGUCUCUGGUAGAAAAUAACGAUAACAUAGAUGAGGAAGCAAGGGAAGAGUUGAGAGAACAGGUUUAUGACGCCAUGGGAGAAAAAGAAGCCAAAAAAACAGAAUGCAAGUCUUUGGCAAAGCCUGAAACUGGUAAAGAACAGGAGAAUGAAAUGGAGAAGGGUGGAAGAGAAGAUAUGGAUAUAAGUGAGCCUGCAGAGAAGUUACAAGAAAAAGUUGAAUCGACUUCAAAUCAGUUAACUGAAACUUCUGAAGAGGCAAAAGGAGCAUCAGCACCAGAAGGACUGAAUGAACCUGAGGUCACUUCUGAGAAGCCAGAACAGGAAGCAUCAGAUGCUGAGGAAGGAAAAUCAGUUUCUGGAACUGAAGUUGAGAAAGAAGAGUGCAGAGAAAAAGGAGGUCAGGAGAAGCAGGGAGAAGUAAUUGUGAGUAUAGAGGAGAAGCCAGAGGAAGCUUCAGAAGAGCAGCCUAUAGUGACUCUAGAAAAGCAGGGCACUGCAGUGGAGGUAGAAGCAGAAUCUGUAGAGCCAACAGUCAAGCCAGUGGAUGUGGGUGGGAAUGAAGUAAAGGAACCAGUAGCUACCUCUGAAAAUGACCCAGGAAAUGCUGUCCUUGAGCAGCUGGUAGAGCAAGAAGUACAUUCUKCUGAAGAGUCAGAGGUGGUGACAACAGAAGCUGAAGAGGUCUCAGCUGCAGAGGCUGGAUCAGWGGUCUCUGAGAAGCCAGGGCAGGAAGGCACAGUUUUCUCUAAAGAUGUUGCAUUCAAUGGACUGUCAGCUGCAGGAGAUCAGACUCCUAUUGAACCAAAGACUUCUGCAGAAAGAUUGAUAGAAACAAAAGAUGGCUCAGAGGUAGAGGAGAAGGUCAGGGCAGAGCUAAUUCCUAGCCAGGAGGAGACUAAGCUGCCUGUAGAAGAGUCUGAGGCAGCUGGAGAUGGGGUUGAGACCAAGGUAGCCCAGAGGGCCACAGAGAAAACACCUGAAGACAAAGUUAAGAUAGCUGCUAAUGAAGAGACAGAAGAGAGAGAAGAACAGAUGAAAGAGGGUGAAGAAACUGAAGGCUCAGAAGAGGAAGAUAAAGAAAAUGACAAGGCAGAAGAAACACCAAAUGAAUCAAUUCUUGAAAAUAAGUCUCUUCAAGAAAAUGAAGAAGAGGAGAUUGGGAACCUAGAGCUUGCUUGGGAUAUGCUGGACUUAGCAAAGAUCAUUUUUAAAAGGCAAGAAACAAAAGAAGCCCAGCUUUAUGCUGCACAGGCACAUCUUAAACUUGGAGAAGUUAGUGUUGAAUCUGAGAACUAUAUCCAAGCUGUGGAGGAGUUCCAGGCUUGCCUAAACCUGCAAGAGCAGUAUCUAGAAGCCCAUGAUCGUCUUCUUGCAGAAACUCACUACCAGCUUGGUUUGGCCUAUGGAUAUAACUCUCAGUAUGACGAGGCAGUGGCACAGUUCAACAAAUCUAUUGAAGUCAUUGAGAAGAGAAUGGCUGUACUAAAUGAACAGAUGAAGGAGGCUGAAGGAUCAUCUACUGAAUAUGAGAAAGAAAUUGAGGAGUUGAAGGAAUUACUACCUGAAAUUAGAGAGAAGAUAGAAGAUGCGAAAGAGUCCCAGCAUAGUGGGAAUGUAGCUGAAUUGGCUCUGAAAGCUACUCUGGUGGAGAGUUCUACUUCAGGUUUCACUUGUAGUGGAGGAGGUUCUUCAGUUUCCAUGAUUGCCAGUAGAAAACCAACAGAUGGUGCUUCCUCAUCAAAUUGUGUAACUGAUAUUUCCCACCUUGUCAGAAAGAAGAGGAAACCAGAAGAAGAGAGCCCCCGGAAAGAUGAUGCAAAGAAAGCCAAACAGGAGCCAGAGGUGAAUGGAGGCAGCGGGGAUGCUGUCCCUGGUGGAAAUGAAGUUUCCGAAAACAUGGAGGAGGAGGAAGAGGCUGAGAAUCGGGCAGAAAGCCGGGCCGCAGUGGAGGGGACAGUGGAGGCUGGAGCUACAGUUGAAAGCACUGCAUGUUGAGAGGGAACAGAACCUUCCUCCCAAGAGAGUGUUUUUGUAUAUAAUGUAUUUUUUCACUUUUGGGGAUUCUUUUUGUAUAACUUCAAUAAAGAUUGUAAGCAAAGGUU